This is a messenger RNA of Oldenlandia corymbosa var. corymbosa, 1579 nucleotides long. Lineage: Eukaryota; Viridiplantae; Streptophyta; Magnoliopsida; Gentianales; Rubiaceae. The record is from the annotation of a GenBank genome assembly.
AUGGUGGUGGCUAAUGGCACUAACGCCGGAGGUGGAGGCGGCGGCGCAUUGCGAUCUGUUAUUAUCAUUUUUCCCUUGCCGUCACUCGCUUCGUUUUCUUCUCCAUACUCUGCUCCUCCACAAUUUUCAAACUUUGCCAUGGAUUCUAGCUCACAUGAGCCGGAAAAUCAUCCUAAUUACCUACAGAAGGAAAACAAAAUCGAUCAAUACUUGGAUGGAUCAAAUUCAAACCCUUUCGCACGGACCCGAGAUUUGCCAAUUGAACUCAUCAAUGAAAUCCUUGUAAGCCUACCCGCCAAAUCCUUGGGAAGAUUCACUUGUGUUUCGAAAUCAUGGCUCUCUUUGAUCUCAAGCCCAGAAUUCAUCAAAGCCCAUCUCGCAAUCGCAUCUGGAAGUGAUGAUUUUGGACACCACUGCCUCAUCUUCCGUGUCUAUAAGUUUCCAAACUGUGAUCCUCACCACCGGAAGUACUCCGUUGAUUCCCUGUUCUACGGCGCGUCCUCGGAAACCGCCAGCCCUAAUGAGGUAAUUGAUGUUAAUCAUCUACUGAAUCCCAAUGCAUUAGUUUGGCCUGUGAGUUCUUGCAAUGGGCUUGUUUGUAUGAAGACUAACAAUAGUGUUUUGCUUCUGUUUAACCCUUGCACUAGAAAAUUUAAGAAAUUGCCUCAGACAGGUUUGGAAUAUAGGACUGCAGAUUUCGGGUUUGGCUAUGAUAAGUUGAAUGAGGAUUAUAAAGUUUUUGGGAUAUACCAUUUGAUUUCGAGUAGGACUGAAAUUAGAGUGUAUAGUCUGAAGAAUAAUUCGUGGCGCAAUCUUAAGAUUAGAUAUCGCGGCAUUUGCAGGGAUACUUGUCUGCAAUAUGCUUGUGGAAAUGUCUUUUGGCGCAGGAGUGAAUUUACUCAAAGUAAUGGUGUUAGGGAUAUAAUCGCUCGCUUUGAUUUGGGGAAUGAGUAUUACGACGAAAUGGACCUUCCAGACACGGAAAGCAAACCGGAUCAUCAUAAACUCGGAGCGUUAGGAGACUGCAUCUCUUUGUUUUACAUUUAUCGAAGUGAUCGCGCAGAUAUAUGGAAAAUGAAGGACUCAUGGACCAAGUUUGUUUCGAUUUCUUUGGUUGAUCAUCCUGCAAAAGAUAGUUACUUUCAUACUCAAGUAGUUUGCUCAUUGAAGAAUGGUGAAGUACUGUUUGUCUUGGGUGCAUACUUUCUGCUUUACAAUCCAAAGACUGAUACAUAUAAGAGCUAUCCGCAGACAGGUACUAUAGGAAACGUGAUGUUCUAUGUUGAGAGCUUAGUUUCGCCUAAUGUCGUCUAAGGCGAUGUAUCAAGCCAGCAGGAGAAAGUCAGGUUAUGAAAUGAUUAUGGUUUUCAUCUGAAUCUCUAUUUAUUGUUUAAACCAUUACAACUUGUGGUAGUAUUAUCAUAGAGUUAUAAAGAUUUUUCUGAUCUUUUGUAGCCCUCUCUGAGUUCCUAUAUGAUAGUUUGUUCUCAUCAUUAAUCAUUUUAGAACGGAAGUAUACAAUAUUAUAUCGUGUUAUUAGGGCAUCGAAGUGCUUAUAGAAGCCGUUUCAUGGCGAGGA